Messenger RNA from Epithele typhae, 897 nucleotides. RefSeq lists its product as uncharacterized. The record is from RefSeq and is a predicted model, not a curated record. Bases 1 to 897 code for a protein of 298 amino acids. NCBI's taxonomy places the organism in Eukaryota, Fungi, Basidiomycota, Agaricomycetes, Polyporales, Epitheliaceae. Gene Ontology annotation, molecular function: transcription cis-regulatory region binding; DNA-binding transcription activator activity, RNA polymerase II-specific. The transcript is spliced from 2 exons. Gene Ontology annotation, cellular component: RNA polymerase II transcription regulator complex.
AUGUUGGGUCACCCUCCCCCCGCGUUCCAGCAGCCGUCUGCGCAACAACUCUCGACGCAGCCCCCCACGGCAGACCCGAAUGCCCUGCACCAGCCCCAGCCCCCGGGAACGUUCCAGACGCUCCGCCUCCGCGACGACCCGCCCUCUGUGACCCAGCCCGCCCCGCGCGCAUCCCGCAAGCGCAAGUCCCCCGCGACGGCCUCCACCGACGCAGGCCCCCACCCGCCCCCGGGCCCGCCCAACCCGGCGAUGCACCCGCCCCCGCCCCCGGGCACGAUCCAGCAGCACGCGCUCCCGCCCCCUCACACCCUCAUCCACCCCCCACCGCCACACAUGGCCGGGCACAUGCAGCACUCGUACCCGUACCCGCCCCCGCCAGACUUUUCGCCCGGGGGGAUGCCGCCCCAGCACGCCCCGCCGCCGCCACCGCCAGGCCACCCAGGCGCGCCCCCGCAGCAGCAACAUCCGCAAGACGAGCAGCUUGGCAACUCGUCCUCUGGCCGCACCCUCAGCCAGAGCAAGCGAGCCGAGCAAAACAGGAAGGCGCAACGUGCGUUCCGCGAGCGACGAGACCAGCACGUCAAGACGCUCGAAUCGCGGUCGCAGCUGCUCGACGCCGCGCUCGCGUCGGCCGACGAGGCGAACCGCCGGUGGGAGGAGUGCAGGACGAUCGUCGAUCAGCUCCGGAUCGAAAACGCGACGCUCCGGGCGACGCUCCAGGCGACGCAGGCGCAGCUCAUGCAGCUCAACCCGAACGCGAACGUGCAGGUCCCCGACGCGGGCGUGGCCGCCGCCGUCGCCGCGGCGGUCAACGGGGUCGCGAACGGCGCCAGCGAGGGACGCUCUGGGGGAGACAAGGACGAGCGAGGGGAGAAGGGGUCUAGCUCCGAGAAGUGA